Molecule: messenger RNA, 1173 nt
Organism: Penicillium digitatum Pd1
Lineage: Eukaryota; Fungi; Ascomycota; Eurotiomycetes; Eurotiales; Aspergillaceae
Product: threonine aldolase GLY1
Biological process (GO): L-threonine catabolic process; glycine biosynthetic process
Cellular component (GO): cytosol
Molecular function (GO): L-allo-threonine aldolase activity
Source: RefSeq, a predicted model, not a curated record
AUGGCACAACUCUCCACUGAUGCCCUGGCUCAUGCCUCGGCAGUCAUUGGCACAAGUGACCAAAAGCCCACAGCCUGGCACGGGGCUGGAGCUGCCGAGUUCGACCUCCGAAGCGAUACAAUGACUAAACCUACUCCGUCGAUGCUCGAAGCGAUCUGCCAAACAACUCUUCUGGAUGAUGUUUUCAACGAAGAUCCAGUCACAAAUGAGCUUCAAAGUUAUGUCGCUGAGAUCACCAAACACGAGGAAAGUCUACUAGUACUUUCCGGUACAAUGGGAAACCAGGUGGCCAUUCGUUCGCAUCUAGUUCAGCCACCACAUUCAGUUUUGUGCGAUCAUAGAUCACACAUCGUCUGUUAUGAAGCUGGUGGUGUGAGCGCUUGGACUGGUGCCACUUUGAGCCCUAUUAUUCCCAAAAAUGGGAUCUAUUUGACUUUGGAAGAUAUCAAAAAGCACGCAGUUCUUGGGGAUAACAUUCAUUAUUGCCCAACCAAAUUGAUCAGUCUGGAGAAUACCCUCGAUGGAAUGAUAAUGCCGCUCAACGAGGCAAAACUAAUUGUGCAAUGGGCCCAUGCUAAUGGCAUCAAGGUUCACUUAGACGGCGCCCGGCUGUGGGAGGCUGUCGUGGCUGGUGCUGCGAGCUUGCCUGAAUUUACAAGCCUCUUUGAUAGCGUAAGUCUAUGCUUCUCGAAGGGGUUAGGGGCACCCAUUGGAAGUAUCAUUGUUGGCUCUCAAGAGUUUGUCAAGAAAGCGCGCUGGUUCCGCAAAUCGAUCGGCGGCGGUGCCCGACAGACGGGCGUGAUUGCAGCAGCCGCCCGCGUUGCGCUCACUGAAACUUUUGGAACAGACCCGAAAGGCCAGACUGGAAAGCUUGCAGCAACGCACAACAAGGCCAAGCGGGUAGCCGAUCUAUGGACCAGUCGCGGUGGCAGGCUGGAGUACCCCGUACACACCAAUAUGGUUUGGUUGGACCUCGAGGCAUCAGGAGUGGGGCCAAAUGACCUGGCAGAAAUUGGACAGCAAAAAGGGCUAAGAUUGAUGGGUGGCCGCAUUGUGGUUCAUUACCAGGUAUCGGACGAAGCCCUUGCACGGCUGGAACAAGUGUUCGACUCUGCAUUGAAGGGUGAUUUCAAACGCAGUGAGGACACUAGCAAGCCGUACGGGAGUAAAUAG